Molecule: messenger RNA, 2385 nt
Organism: Paraglomus brasilianum
Lineage: Eukaryota; Fungi; Glomeromycota; Glomeromycetes; Paraglomerales; Paraglomeraceae
Source: the annotation of a GenBank genome assembly
AUGGCGGUCAAGAGGGCUCACCCAAAAACCGAACAGGAGCAGAUGGAUGAGCGAUCUCAAAGGAUUGAAAAUAUUCUGCACAAAUUAGACGAAGAAGACAGCGCUAAAGGAAAACGAGUUUUGCCUUCACGACCGAACCUCUCAUCUAUAGCCUUGACGUUAACUCACCCUCAAUUAGUAAAUAUCGCCGAUUAUGUUGACUCUUCGACAGGCGUACUUGAAACAGUGAAGAUAUGCCAGACCGGGCGCGCACAAUAUAUAUACAACGCCGAAUUAUCGAAAACGGACCCAAAACGCUGCGAUUUCUCCGAUACGGUUGUUUUCACAGAACCGCCUUUGCCAUUUGUGGGCUUUUCCAAUCCUCCUGUGCCUUCCCCAGAGUUGACAAACAAUCUGGUUCAACUGUACUUCCAUCAUAUUCAUCCUUAUGUACCUGUAUUGCAUAAAGCCAAUUUCUUGAGGAGGUUGAAUAAUAAGGAUGGCAAUAAUCCUGUUUCGCCAUUGCUGUUGUAUGCUGUUCUGGCCAUAGCAUCAAAGUUCAGUGAAGACCCAGCCGUACGAACGGACCCCAUGGACCCAGACACUGCAGGGCUAGCCUACUAUAAUAAAGCAAAAGACUUGCAAGACGAAUUCUUUGACACACCAAGGCUGUCCACCAUACAAGCCUUAAUCCUUAUGUUGAAAUACCAGGAGGGAAUUCGUCGACCUGGCUUUUUUUACAGAAGCUGGGUACACUUUGGAACUAUUACCCGAAUGGUACAAGAUCCGGGCUUAAACAGGAGUUUUGACAAAUACAGUUAUCCCAUCUCUAACGAAGACAUGAUUGCCAGAAAGCGAGUGUGGCAAGUUUGCUUUCUGUGUGACCAAUUCAUGAGUGGAGCACAAGGACGAGAUGUUGUCAUAUCUCUCAGCCAGGCUGACAUAGAUUUACCGUUGAAAGAAGAAUAUGCCGACGACGAGGAAGAAUUCGAGCUCCAAACGAACUUUGUGCAUCUUGUACGCCUAGCUAAAAUACUCGCAAGCGUAAUGACAGUUAUUGCUCCAGCUGGUUCUGGUUCUCCGCUUCAGCCAUGGAAUUCCAAUCCCAAACUACAAACACUUGACCAGGCACUCGAAGCGUGGUAUGCAGCGCUCCCUCAGCGGCUUCAGUGUACGCGACCGUCGGAUCCUUCUACUAGCCCAGUCGUUCAACCUAUUGAAUCUCAUUUCUCCGGUUUCCUUAAUAUUCUUUACCACACAAUCGUAAUAUUGUUACAUCGGCCAUACGUGACUAAUUUCAAUCGAGCAGCACAACCAAACCACCACCAUUUGAAUAUCUGUUCUGCCGCUGCAAACAGCAUCUCACAAAUCGCACAAGUGGUGUACGAGAAAUGGGGACCGCUUGUAUUUCAAUACCCGUUGAGAGGAGGAAAUUAUGGCGUAUAUUGUCUUGUUUCCGCUUCAAUGAUCCACCUUGUGAAUAUGACGUCUCCAGAUGUGUUGGGCGCUAAAACAGCUCACGACCAUUUGUUGAGGACGCUUGGGGUUCUCCGAAUCUGUGUUGAACACAGUGCAGCAACGGAACUAUGUGACAAAGUAACGGCUCUGGAAGUGGCCUUUACUGCACAACAAGCACGUCAGUCAGCUAUUCCUGUCCUGUUCAAUCAAGGUGCUAAUCCAGCAAUGGAUCAGGUUAACGGUCUUAAUUAUGUCAAACGACGACAGAUGCAGCGCCGCCGUCAAACCGGAAUACCUGGCUCACAUCAUCACGCAACAGGCGCUCAUAUGAUUUCAAGUAGUUUGCCUAAUUUAUCUAUGCUAAAUCAAGCACCUCAGUUCCACGAGCGCUCGUUGUUUGCUUUACCAGAAGAUCAAGGCAUGCCGCCCACGUUUACAACUGAUGCAGGACAUGCGACCUACGAUUUCAUGAACACGCCGCUUGAUGAGAAUAGUUCGCUUCUCACUUCUUCCAUGGGAAACAUUCCACUUACUCCACCCAUGACAGUUCCUAACUCUGAAUAUAACUCAAUAAUGUCGAUCAACAACCCCAAAUCAAUAGACAUGAACGGUGGUACGAUAGACCCUAAUAGCACUUACUGGGAUUCUGAUCAAAUUUAUUUGUUCAAUCAAAUAAAUCAAAAUCAACAGAACAUAUGGUCGGGCAGUGGCACUAUUAGUCCAAUCAGCAUCAGUACGUCGCCCGUAGCUACACCAUCGCUAACGCAUUCCCAGGCGUCGCCCUCGUACAACGCUGCCCAUUCGGCUCAUUCGAAAGUGUCAUCUGCUGAAUCUACUCCAUUACAUGUACCACAUCAUCUACCAACUGUAAUAGACCCAGUGCUUGUUGCUUCUCAGAACCAGGAAUUACUUUUGGGAUCAGAUAGUAAUGGAUGGUUUAUGCAAUGA